Molecule: messenger RNA, 1599 nt
Organism: Mangifera indica (mango)
Lineage: Eukaryota; Viridiplantae; Streptophyta; Magnoliopsida; Sapindales; Anacardiaceae
Product: protein PEP-RELATED DEVELOPMENT ARRESTED 1, chloroplastic
Exons: 9
Coding region: 48-1238 (396 amino acids)
Biological process (GO): regulation of DNA-templated transcription
Cellular component (GO): chloroplast nucleoid
Source: RefSeq, a predicted model, not a curated record
CUUCCACUGUUUUGAAACCCAAAACCCCAGAGGGCAAACAAAACCAAAUGUUGGGUUUGAUUGCAUUAUCUUCUUCACCUUCACCUUCUACACUUCUUAAUCCUUCAUUAAUUGCCUUCCCAUCACACCACCACCACUACAAACACCACUUCGCACUUAUAAAACGUCCCACCGUCACAACCAACAACAACACUCAAUGGAGGUUGUGUUUCUCAUAUGAAGUAGGUGGCGGUUACCCAGCUGAAGAUUUCAAUUCACAUAAAAAUAAAACCCUCUUUGAUGGGGACCAGAAAAUGGACAAUGCUCAGUAUGAAGCUUUGCUCAAAGGGGGUGACCAAGUCACUUCUGUUCUUCAGGAAAUGAUCACUCUUUUGGAAGAUAUGAAUAUGAACGAAGCAUCUGAGGCAGUGGCUGUGGAAUUGGCUGCACAAGGAGUUAUAGGUAAAAGAGUUGAUGAGAUGGAAUCAGGUUUUAUCAUGGCCCUAGAUUACAUGAUACAACUUGCUGAAAAGGACCAAGAUGAUCAGCGCAAGGCACUUUUGGAAGUAAUAAAGGAGACCGUAUUAUCUCAUCUUACAAAGAAGUGCCCUCCACAUGUUCAAGUGGUUGGCCUGCUUUGUAGAACUCCACUGAAAGACAGCAGACAUGAAUUGAUGCGUCGAGUGGCUGCUGGUGGUGGUGUUUUUAAAAGUGAGAAUGGUAGCAAGGUUCAUAUUCCUGGAGCAAAUUUAAAUGAUAUAGCUAACCAGGCAGAUGAUUUACUGGAGACAAUGGAAACUAGACCAGUUGUUCCAGAUCGAAAACUACUUGCAAGGCUUGUGUUGAUCAGAGAGGAAGCUCGGAAUAUGAUGGGAGGUGGGAUAUUGGAUGAAAGAAAUGACCGUGGCUUUACGACUCUUCCUGAAUCAGAGGUGAACUUCUUAACCAAACUGGUUGCUUUGAAACCUGGCAAAACUGUUGAAGAAAUGAUAAAAAAUGUAAUGCUUGGGAAAGAUGAAGGUGCAGAAAAAAGUGAUGAGGUUGAUACAAAUGGUAGAAAAUCCAGUGGAGUUAUAGGAAGGGAUAGCAUUACAGGACGGAAACCUCUUCCUGUGCGCCCUGGCAUGUUUCUUGAGACUGUCACCAAGGUCUUAGGUGGUAUAUACUCUGGAAAUGUCCCUGGUAUUACGGCACAACAUCUUGAAUGGGUUCAUCAGAAAACCCUUAAAGUUCUUGAGGAGAUAGCAUUCAAAGAAUAAUUGUCAGAGAUCCUGCUUUCCAUUAUUAACCGGUUUUUGCUGGCUAAUUCUGUUGGAGUUUGGAAGAGAAUGGAGUAUAGCUUAUUUUUGGUAAAUAUUUCUUCCAACUAUUGAAACACCCACAGGCUGAUUACUUGUUAAAUAUAUGAUUGUAUAUUAGUUAAAGAAAAUUGAUGCUCAUUCAACAUUUUGCACAGCAAAAGCAUUUCCUGCAGGCUGUGUUGAUGUUCCCCAUUAGCUUUCUUUGUAGUUUUAUGUAUCUGUCCAAUUUUUUUUUAUGCAUGGGACUGUAUAAAAAAGGCUGUAUUAAGUGAAAGAAAAUUGUCUCCUGUCUCAAUAAAAAAGUAUAUAAUUACUAUAA